This is a messenger RNA of Arabis nemorensis, 1095 nucleotides long. Lineage: Eukaryota; Viridiplantae; Streptophyta; Magnoliopsida; Brassicales; Brassicaceae. The record is from the annotation of a GenBank genome assembly.
AUGGAGAGUCACUUGAGAAAAUGGUGUUUAGUUUCUAUGUUGGUUUUGUUUUUGAAUUUAGGGUUUAUGAUAAAAGCAGAGCCUCAAGUUCCAUGUUACUUCAUCUUUGGUGAUUCUUUGGUUGAUAAUGGAAACAACAAUCGUCUGGCUUCUAUUGCAAGAGCUGACUAUUUCCCUUACGGCAUUGAUUUGGGCGGUCCAACUGGCCGCUUUUCCAACGGAAAAACCACCGUCGACGAACUCGCUGUGCUACUUGGAUUUGAUAACUACAUUCCUGCGUAUAGUGCUGCGAGUGGCGAGCAGAUACUUCAAGGAGUAAACUACGCAUCAGCAGCUGCCGGAAUCAGAGAAGAAACCGGUCAACAAUUGGGACAAAGAAUAACAUUUAGUGGGCAAGUACAGAACUAUAGGAACACAGUGUCACAAGUGGUGCAAAUUCUUGGAGAUGAGAAUAGUGCAGCUGAUUACCUUAGUAAAUGUAUUUACACUAUUGGUUUGGGAAGCAAUGACUAUCUUAAUAACUACUUCAUGCCUCAAGCCUAUUCCACUAGCACACAGUACACUCCUGAACAGUACGCUGAUGAUCUUAUCCGUCGUUACUUCGACCAGCUCAAUGAUCUAUACCUCUAUGGAGCUAGAAAGUUUGCACUGGUCGGAAUAGGAGCCAUUGGGUGUAGCCCAAACGCGCUCGCACAAGGCAGCCCCGAUGGAACAACUUGCGUGGAGCGUAUCAACUCAGCCAACCGAAUCUUCAACAACAGGCUAAAGUCUUUGGUCCAACAACUCAACAAUGAUCACCCUGAUGCUAAGUUCACCUACAUCAAUGCUUAUGGCGUCUUCCAGGACAUUAUCGCCAAUCCCUCUGCUUAUGGGUUUAGGGUUACGAACGCAGCGUGUUGCGGAGUUGGAAGAAAUGGAGGUCAGCUAACAUGUUUACCGGGACAACCCCCGUGCCUGAACCGCGAUGAGUACGUGUUUUGGGAUGCAUUUCAUCCAACGGAUGCUGCGAACACUAUCAUUGCACAGAGAUCUUACACGGCACAAUCAUCUUCGGACGUUUAUCCAAUAGAUAUCUCAACGUUGGCACAGCUUUGA